Molecule: messenger RNA, 1404 nt
Organism: Capsella rubella
Lineage: Eukaryota; Viridiplantae; Streptophyta; Magnoliopsida; Brassicales; Brassicaceae
Product: putative two-component response regulator ARR21
Exons: 6
Coding region: 1-1404 (467 amino acids)
Biological process (GO): regulation of DNA-templated transcription; phosphorelay signal transduction system
Cellular component (GO): nucleus
Molecular function (GO): DNA-binding transcription factor activity; DNA binding
Source: RefSeq, a predicted model, not a curated record
AUGGCUUUUGGUGAAUCUUUCCACAACCAAAGUUCUGUCUUGAGAAUCAACAUCAUGGUUCUGGAUGAUGAUCCAGUUUUUCUUGAAGUUAUCUCUCGCAUGCUUGAAAAGUCUAAAUACAGAGAUCCAUCGAUUAUGGAUAUCAGAGUUAUAGCUGAAGGAGACCCGUUGAAAGCAAUGUCUACUCUAAAACUUCAACGAAACAAUAUUGAUCUCAUAAUCAUAGAUUAUUACAUGUCUUGCAUGAAUGGUCUACAACUCAUAAGCAAAAUCACCAAAGAAUUUGGGAAUUUACCAGUCAUAGUUAUGUCAUCGGACACCAACAAAGAGCAAGAGAGUUUAACUUGUGGAGCAAUGUGUUUCCUUGCCAAACCCAUAAAACCAAUUGACUUACCAAAAAUUUACCAAAUUGCUUUAACCUCCAAGAGGAAUGGUAAGUCAUGGAGUGAGCCAAACCACAAGAUGCUUCAUGGACAAGAUAAUGCCUUGAAGACCAGGAACAAGUGCUCAUCUAAUACAAAUGCAAGUUGUCUUAGUACCAAUGGUUCAAGACAAAAUCUGAAAAGAAGACCCAAUGGUUGUCUUGUUGAGGAUGGUGAGUCUUCGUCGCGACCCUCCAAGAAGGCUAAGAUUAUAUGGACGGAUAGUCUUCAGAACCUGUUCCUACAAGCUAUUCGACAUAUCGGUCUUGAUAAGGCUGUGCCAAAGAAGAUCUUAGCGUUCAUGAAUGUGCCCUACUUAACAAGAGAGAACGUAGCCAGCCAUUUACAGAAAUAUCGGAUAUACUUGAAGAGAGUUGCGGAGAAUGGUAUGGUGAGCAUUAUGUCGGGUAGAUCUAGCAUAGAAUCGAUGUUUCGAUAUGCUCACAUCAAGGAGCCCUGCUUCAACAACUAUACACAUGUUCCUUCUUGGUAUGACACUAGUCUUAACAAUAGAUCAUUCUAUUCCAAAACCGAGCACGGCUUUGCCCAGUCAAGACUCUUGUCCGACACAAGUGCGCCUGUCCAUUUUAACCAGAUGCCUUACAACUACAUGAACCGACCAUCUACGUACGAGCCACAACAUAUUGGAGCUGGAUCAAACUCGACGCUACCAAUCCAAAGGAACCUCAGUGUCCCAAACCAACCAUCUCAAAACGAGGAAAGAAGAAGCUUUUUUGAACAACAUGAGAUGGCCAACAUAAUCAACCAAACAUCUCAAGUUCAUGGGUUAGGUAAUAAUGUCAACAAUAGUAUGAUGAGUACCUUUGGAAGUUUUACUCCAAAUCAACCAGGACUUAGCCACUUCUCCUACGAGAACACUGCACAUAACCCACAACUCGGCAUGACAAAUGAACUUCCUUACAACAUCAGCAACUUUGAAUUCGAUCACAACAAGGUAUAUAUAUAUAUAUCAACAACAUGA